AUGAACGUAACUGUCGACCUCCCAAAAGAACAAGUAAACGACGAAGUCCCUAAUGACUCGUUGACGUUGGGACAAUUGAAAAAGAUUGUAAAGCAAUUUCCGAAUAAACAAAAACCAAAAGAAAUAGCCUUUACCUAUACUGACACUGACAGUCUUUCCAAAGAGAUUGAUGAAUUCUAUAGUUAUGUUGAAAUUUCACAAUGUUUUGAAAACAAAAAGUCAUUUGAAGAAGGAUUCGAUGAAUCUUGGACUACUUGUACAAUAUCUGAACGCCGUACUUAUAUUGAAUACCUGUUAGAAACUUUGGAAUUAAAGGAUCCUGAAAAGAGAUUCUGUACUGCCAAAAAAUUAUUGUAUAUUGCCCAAGGAACAUUUGGGGAAUCGACUUCGCCGGAACAUCAUCUAGAAUUGAUAAUUGACAAUAAUAAAUUGCUACGGAAGUGUGGAGCACUAUUGUCAUAUUUUCAAGCCUUAAACCAUCCAGAUUUUAUUUCAGAUCGACAAGCUUAUAUCGAUGAUACAAAUAUCGAGAUAGGAUACUAUUUGACAUUGUUAUAUAUGUUAGUCGAAGUUCAUCGUGGAGAUGAAUCAUUUGGCUCAGAGCUUGUCGAACUUGAUCCGCCAAUGUCUGUAUUUCUUUUUGAAAUCAUCGCGUCAUUACGAGAAAAAGAAAAGAAUGCCAAAGGAUAUCCCGUAAAAAAGACAACCCCAAUUGAUUAUAAUACUUUUCAAACUGAGGCUACUCAAAAAUAUCCAACAUAUAUUCCGCCCCAUAGUCCAGUUUUUUCUAUGCCUUUCACCAUUGCCAAUCAGUUUUCCUCAAAUUCUAAUAGCAAUAAUAGCAAUGAUAUGUUUACGCAGAGUAGUUAUUCAAGUAUAAACAAUAAUUCGUCACCAAAAUCGCGUAAACAACAAUUUCAAACAAAUCAACGGCAGCCGUUUAUUUUUCCAUUCUCGAAAUCUACACCUACAGUGCCAAAAUCAAUACAGGAAGCGGGAGAUUUAUAUUUAAAAUUUAUGUAUACAAGCUUAGGGAUUUUACAAUUUUGGAAAGAGAAGGAUGAAAUGAAGAAACAACAAUUUAGUUGUUCCAUAGAUGAUGUGAGAAUACAUAAUGAAAAUAACAGAUCAAAUUGUGGAAGAGAUGUAUCAAAUGGAAAUAAUGACACAGAAGCUCAGGUGACAAAAAGAGAUAGAGAAAAGUUGGACAGGAUUGAACUUCUUUAUAGGUCAAUCCUACCACAUCUGCAAUACAUUGUUAUCGUGUUACUUAAAUUGUUGCUUGCAACUGUUUCACCCAAUUCAAGUAAUGUCAAAGUAAAUGAUAGUAAUGACAGCAUCACAAAGGAGAAUGUUACCACAAACAAUGGUUUAUCAUCUGAUAACAAUAUUAAUUCUUCAUCUUCAAACGGAAAUAGUGUUGAAGAAAUUGAUAUUAUGAGACAUCGAGAAAUUACAUCUAAAGCAGUUUCAGCAAUUUUAUUGUUAAUGUUAAAAUAUUUGAAAUUGUCUCAUAUCUUAAAAUUUGAAUAUGUUUCGCAACUAUUGGUUGAAUCUAAUUGUUUACUUUUAAUUUUGAAAAUGUUUGGUUUACAGGAUGUAAGCUUGACUAUAAAAGCUAGGAAUGAAGUCGAAGAUUUAAAUUUCUUCCAAUAUUGCAAAAAUCUUAAUGAUAAACAUGGAUCAGGAAAAACUUGUAGUGAUAAUCUUGAGGAUGAUAGUAGAUCAAAAGAACAACUGCAGAUAGAACAUGUUGAUGAAUUAAAUUUAAUCGAUAAUAAUGUGGAUUCCGAUUAUUGUUGGCGAAAUUUUUUCUCCGCAAUAAAUUUUUUACGUAUUUUGCAAAAGUUGACAAAAAAGAAGACACACAGAGUAUUAUUGUUAGUUCAGUACAAGUCUUCCGCUAUAUUAAAAAGGAUCCUUAAAGUAUCGCAUCCUUUAUUAGAACUAUAUGCUUUGAAAGUUCUAAAGAGUCAAAUUCCAUUUAUCGGUAGAAAAUGGCGUCAAAGUAAUAUGAAAAUAAUCACCUCCAUAUAUUUGCAUUGCCGGCCAGAUUUACGAGAUGAAUGGAUCGCAUCAUCCGAUGCGGAUGCUGAAAUUGAAGAUGCUCUGCCUCAAGAGCAAAGCCUUCGAGCACUGAUUAAAUUUUAUAAUGAAAGAAAUUAUUUGACACACGAUGAUCAUCAUAAUGGAUUACUUUAUCAAAAUGAUAACAGAAAUUCACCCGACAUAUUCCCUCCACAUCAUACGAAACCUUUAAAUCAUGUAAAUUCUGCAUAUAUUGCGGAUGAUAUUAUGUUAGAUGAGUCAUUUUUAUCAAAUUGGGAACAGUGGCUUCAAGACGAAGUAUAUGGCUUCUCCGUCACGAAACCUCAUUUAAAUACCAUAGAUGAAUAUUAUAGUGAUGAUAGUUUUCUUUUUACCAAUGGUGGCGAUGGGUCAGAAUGGGAUACCCCUAUUAUACCUCUAGUCGACGAACAAGAUCCUUUCACAUCAAUUGACAAAGAAACAAAUUAUCUUUGGCCUGAUGAAAUGUUAGGACCAUUCGCUCCUAGUGAAGUUACAAUAUGGCAACCAACUCCAUACCAAAGUGAUGCUGAAGAUUAA
Molecule: messenger RNA, 2607 nt
Organism: Funneliformis caledonium
Lineage: Eukaryota; Fungi; Glomeromycota; Glomeromycetes; Glomerales; Glomeraceae
Source: the annotation of a GenBank genome assembly